ACAUAAUAGUAACCUGUGUGAUCUGUGGUAUCAUUCGCAGGUAUCAUUAAUCAGUAACCUAUUUUGGCAGUAUAUAUCAAGUAAAUUAAAAAAAAAUGGCAAAAGUUGAUCUGGAACUGAAAAAAGCGUUUGCUGAGCUGCAAGAGAAAAAAAUCGAGACUGAACAGAAACUGAAGAUUUCCGCAAUUCAAAUCGAGGCGUUAAAAAGGAGCAAACAGCACGCUCAGUUCACUGAAAGGGAGAUCGCAGCUCUAGAUUCGGCAAUCAAUACAUAUGACUCAGUGGGUAGGAUGUUUGUCUUAACGCCCAAAGCAACUAUUGAGGAGGACAUUAAGAAAAAACAAACAACAGCUGAAGCGAAAAUUAAAACCCUAGAAGGGCAGAUGGUAUAUUUAUCAAACUCACUAAAAGAGGCUGAAAAUAGCUUAAGGGAAUUGAUACAGCAAAAGAAGGAUUCCUAAUAUUUUACUAUGUUGAAAUUGCACUUUUGAUGCGUUUUUUAAGCUUUUAUCAUCAUUUGGAAUUCAGUACACCGUCGGUAAUCCGAACUAAUUAUUGCAAGGGCAAAUUCGUAUUUUCGAAUUGUUCGGAUUAACAAACUUUUUUUGCGUUACUGUAAUUAACUUAUUUUACUCCUGAUUUUAUUAUGUAAAUUGAAAAUUUUUAGGUGAGAAUGCAUGCAUUAAAAGUCUAACUUUGUUUAUAAAACGGCUUAAUUUUUAUAUAUACGUAAUACAUACGACUCAAAAUUA
Molecule: messenger RNA, 752 nt
Organism: Dendroctonus ponderosae (mountain pine beetle)
Lineage: Eukaryota; Metazoa; Arthropoda; Insecta; Coleoptera; Curculionidae
Product: prefoldin subunit 1
Exons: 3
Coding region: 96-461 (121 amino acids)
Biological process (GO): protein folding
Cellular component (GO): prefoldin complex; cytoplasm
Molecular function (GO): protein folding chaperone
Source: RefSeq, a predicted model, not a curated record